UGCGUAAACGUCAAAACUUCGGAAGUGAUUUGUGAAUUAUCACCACGAAAUUGAUAGUUAAAAUUACAAAUUAAAGUAAAAGAUGUCGGUGGCCAAAGUGACUAAAGAUCAAAACAAGUCCGAGCCGGUAGCGUACAGCGAUGCUGCUCUAAGAAACAAUGCUGUGGUCGUGGAAUAUUGUAGAACUUCUAUGGCUGCGUUGUCGGGCUCCACUGCAGGUGUCCUAGGCCUCACAGGUCUCUACGGGUUUGCGUUCUACGUGUUUGCAGUCGUCAGCCUCUGGGUGAUGUUCAUGUUGAAGACUGGACCUAAUUGGAGCAAAUAUUACGUGUCAAGACAGAGUCUACUAACACACGGCUUCUUUGGAGCGCUCUUCACUUACGUGUUAUUUUGGACUUUUAUUUAUGGGAUGGUUCAUGUAUAUUAGAGUUAAGUUAGUUUGUAAGUCUUAUAGAUGAAUUGUGAGAGGUUUACUUUAUGUAUGAUAGGAAGAGAUGGACUGCAAUGUAAUCUUAUAUUUAAUUAAAAUUUAAACAAGUAUAAGCAAGAGCA
This is a messenger RNA of Helicoverpa armigera (cotton bollworm), 552 nucleotides long. RefSeq names its product ER membrane protein complex subunit 6-like. The transcript has 2 exons. The record is from RefSeq and is a predicted model, not a curated record. Bases 83 to 427 code for a protein of 114 amino acids. Gene Ontology annotation, cellular component: EMC complex; endoplasmic reticulum; membrane. Gene Ontology annotation, biological process: autophagosome assembly; protein folding in endoplasmic reticulum. NCBI's taxonomy places the organism in Eukaryota, Metazoa, Arthropoda, Insecta, Lepidoptera, Noctuidae.